ACUGGUUAACGGGCUCGUAUACCACAUUUUUCUCUGGGUUUUGUCGACCAUUGUCAUCCUUGUUGCGCGUGUAAUGGCCGUCGUUGGGUUUGUUGACGCCGCACCGUACAACUACACUUAUUAUCACGAUAAUUUAAAUGCUGAUUGAGCCCUCGGAGUCUCUGGUGUCCCUCGGUGAAUCCUAUUAUCAGGCAUUUUUCCCCCAUUUUGGCAUUACCGUAUACCUGAUUGCUCACAAUUUUUUGGGGGGGCGAUAACACUGUUUAUGAACGGAGGGAAUCGAGGCGACGUGGAGUGAGCGAAAGGGAGACACAAGCCGCGGAAACCACUGCAUCUACAUGAAUAUCAAGCCCCCCCCGACCCCGGGGAGCUCAGGAUGAAGCAAUUUUUUUUUGAAGAUCGGUUGCCAGCACCUGGGACAAUUUACCUAGACAAAUAACUUUUUUGGGUCAUGCGACGGGGUGAUUAACACCGGUGAUUAUUAUUCGGGAAUUGAUGUGGAAUCGAGAGGGCUUGGAUAGAGGUUCGAAAUAUCUUGUGAUCGUGCCAGAGUUACGACUACCGCCGCCGUCAUGGCAACUUCACGAUCAUCCGGGUGUACCAAGCCGGACCUGCACACCGUAAAAGCUUCGUAGAAGUUAUCACAUGAUCAAAGGCAGCGCAUCAAUGGCCCUAGAAUCAAAUGGUAACAACGUGGUCUGGUUGAACGCAACCCGUCCUGAUCAAAUACAGCAGCACGUCGUAAAAGACGACCCAUUACGGAUCGAAUCCACUGAGGAGCAGAGCCACCUGCAGCAGACACAGCAUCACAGAUACCAGCGCAAUCUCAUUAAGAUACCGAAUCAACAGAGUCAACAGGUCGAUCAGCCAGUAAAGUGUUCCAUGUUUACUCAAACGGAGCAAACUAAUAGUUUUACACAAACUGAACAAAGUAACUCUGGUUACGCUGAACAGCGCCAGCCCCAACAGCAAACGACAAUGUUCGAUCCUCAGCAGAUACAGCAGCCGGCCCAGGGGCAGCAAUCCCAGCAGCCGGGCCCGCAAAUGCAGUAUGUAACUGAAAAAAAAGAGGAGAAGCCCCAGCAACAAACGACAACGGCUGAAUUUCCCUUCUAUUACAAUGUCAAUAUGCUGCAGAAGGUACAAACAAAUACAGUCAGCACGAUUGGUGCUAUAACAACAGACGACAAGGGCUGCUAUCGUUUCGAUGUACAGCCGGUUGGCUACAAUACACUUUUGAAUCAAAUGAGCUUGGCAGCAGCGACAAAUGCUGCCACCUUCAAAUGCGACAUUUGUGGACUUGUGUUCGGCCACUUAAGUCUUCUUAAUCAUCACAAAAGACUUCACAAUUCAACGCCAAGUAGUUUACAACCUCAGCAAGUUGUUGUACAGGCACCGACAACUGUCACUGUUGCAACGACACCUGAGAGACCGUAUACAUGUGACGCUUGUGGCGCAUGUUUUGCAUUACCUGGAGAAUUAAAGAGUCACAAGACUAAUAUGCAUCAGAAACCUAAAAUUCAAGUGUGUGAGGAGUGCGGGAGUGAAGAUCCCUGUGAACAUCAUCCGACUAAAAUUAAAAAAAUAAUUAAGCCUGGCCAUCAUCCUGUCAAACGAAGGGGCGUGACUAGUGUAACCAAGUGCCACAAAUGCAAUGGAACGGGAAUCAUUUUCAUCGGUAAAGACGACGAAAAACUAGAUUCUGGACUGAGUUCCCUAGCGAAGUGUAGCGACUGCAAGGCAACAGGCCGCAUCAUCAUAGGAAGCGGUAAACAAAACCAGAACCAGCCGGAGAAGCCAUUUCACUGUAACGUUUGCGAUGGAACAUUUUCACGCUACUCAUCGCUCUGGUCACACAAGAGACUCCACUCUGGGGAUAAACCGUUCAAGUGCGAAGUCUGUGGUUUGGCCUUUGCGAAGGCUGCUUAUUUGAAGAAUCAUGGGCGCGUACAUACUGGCGAAAAACCGUUCAAGUGUAGCGUAUGUGGUAUGCAAUUUUCGCAGAGUCCACACUUGAAGAACCACGAGCGCAUACACUCGGGCGAGCGUCCAUAUCAAUGUGAAGUUUGUGAGAAAACGUUUGCGAGACACUCGACACUGUGGAAUCAUCGUAGAAUUCAUACUGGUGAAAAACCUUACAGGUGUAACACUUGUGGCUCGGCUUUCAAUCAGGCGACUCACUUAAAGAAUCAUGCUAAAGUGCAUACUGGUGAAAAACCGCAUAGAUGUGACAUUUGUGAAAUUGGAUUUUCGGAUCGUUUCGCUCUGAAACGUCACCGUGCAAUUCACGAAAAGUAUGGACAAACAGCGAGAAUUCAGAAUGCCAACAGUGCGAGUAAUGCACAACAGCCAAAUACGACUAAUCCCCAGCAGCAACAGCAGCAGCAACAACAGCAGCAGCAACAGCAACAACAGCAGCAGCAACAACAACAGCAGCAGCCUAACACGAGUAAUUCCCAGCAGCCACAGCAGGCCCAACAGCAGGCCCAGCCACAGCAGCAGCCCCAACCUGUUCCACCCCAGGUAGUUGUUGUCAAUGCAACGACACCAGUAACAGUCAGUCAGGGCCCGGGACAGGCAGUGAUGCUGGACGAGGUAUACAAAUGCCAAGUUACUUUUCCAGAGCCUAAAUGAUUUGACAGUUGAGAAGAGGACACAUGCCAAAUGCUGUGCUGAAUAAUUAACGAGAGAGUUUCGUAACUUUUGUCCUUCGUCACAAGGAAACAACAGUUCGGGAGAUACUAUUUUUCAUUAUUCCGUUUUUCUUUUAUUUUUCGUUACUUUUAAUCUUUCAUCAUCUCAGGAUGGUGUGUUGUAUCUGUGAAACAAGGUUCAACUUGUUUAAAUGAUAAAGAAUUUUUUUAAAAACUUGUGCCGACGAUAGACAUUUUUUAAAAUACGCUUUACACAAAUUAAUGAAAAUUAAUAAAUAAUAAUAACGAUAUUUGAUGAAAGAAAUGACACACUACUGGUUCAUCGGUUGAAAGCGUAGUGGUGAUUUGAAUUGAAUAAUGAACAAUUGGUUGAGGAAUAAAAAAAAAAUGAUACUGCUAGAAACGAUAAUGAGUAUCGAACAGGCAGACUAAUCUGUUUUAUAAUUUUAAGGCCGAAUACUAUAUAACGAAUAUCAGUUAUAUACUAUAGAGAGAAUAGUUUGUAAUAGUGAAUAGCUGAUUAGAGUAAUAAUACGUAUAAAACUUGGAUACAUUUUUUUUUUUUUCAUUUUUCUUUCGAUCAAUUGUAAAAAUAACGAUUGUCAAUGUUUGUUGCAAUUAUGUUCAAUUUGAAUUUUCUUAUUUCAUGUAACUAGCAUUCGCUUUAAUCACUAAUUCGCAAUGGGAAAGAUUGUUGAGACAAUGUUUGUAAUGAUUAUUGAUGGAUUAUAUAAUUUUAUUUUCUUAGUGAAUGUCUCGAUAGAGGGAAAAAAACUUAAAUGAUGCUUUCAAAAGUCGCUUCAUGGCAUAAUUGAAAAACAAAUGUGGUGCAGCUUAUUUCGAAUCAAAGAGGAGAAAAUGUCAAUUGGCUUGAGUCGGAUGGUCUUUAAAAUCUACGAUUUUUUAAAAUAUACUCGACUCGCGACAACAGGGUUUUCUUUUUUUUUCACAUCACGAUACAUCUCAGUCAGUAAUUAGCAUAAAUCAAAAUUCUCUUAAUUAACUCUUCCUCAGUCGCUCUAGCGAUGUAGAUUUCUUGUUUCCAUUAGAAUUGAAAAUAAUGUCCAUUUGUAAAGUAACCUUUACUGUAAAACUGUUAUGUUAUAUUUCUCUCUGAACAUAACUACGGUCAUAACCUGCUACAGUAUUUCAUUAGAUAAAAUUUAUUUACCAAUUUUUCAAUACAUUUUAUUCAGUUGACUAAAAAUGUUAAAUCAGUUUGAAUGCAAAAAACCGAAUGAACAAAAAUCUCAAGUGAAUUUAUUAUUGUGAUUUAGUGGGCACCUGAAGCAGCAAAGUGGAGUUCCAGUGGCUGAAUGACACGCUUUUUAUCCUUAAUUUUCACAUAUUUUUCUUCUAUUCGACAAGAGGAGUUUAUAUCACUAUUGAAAAAAAAAACAUGUGAAUAGUUACUAGUGGUAGGUCAGGGACUGCACUAUGUUCAAUAAAACCAGUCUCAUUUUCAUCUAUAUUUGUUAAUCACUCAUCGUCAGUCUCACGUUAUUAACUUCCACCUGUAAAUAUCUGUGAAUUUUUCUUAAUUAUCCAAUAAUGUUAAUAAAUCGUCUUCCUACAAUCGCAUAAGAUCCACCUGACCUGCCAAAUUCACGAAAAUAUGUUGAAUCCCGGGUUAUUCGUUUCUUUAUAUUUAUCGUAUGAAAAUGUUAACUUUUGAUUUAUCAGUCAGUGAUAUGAUGAUGAAUAUGAGACGACAAAGUAUUUGUCCUGUACAAUAUACUCAGUGAAUCAUGGAGAGAAUUGAAUUAUUUUCCCUGAAUAGCAAUUGGGAUGCUUAGACUAACAAAUGUUUUUUCUUCACCUCUUCAAUUAUUUCUGGGUCAACUAUAUUGUACAGCGUACAAACUCAGAUGUACCUAUGAUGAAGAAGAAAAAGAAAAAAAAACAAUUAGCCUAAGUUUAGAAUUAAUUGGAUUCUCUGGCAGUGUUUAAAUAUUUUUUAUUGGCAAGAGGCAAAGUUAUGAUAAAUGAUGUGAAUGAAUAAAGUAACGUAUGUGCAAGGAUUCCUUUGCAAGCACUAUCCAAGCUGAUUUAUUUUUGCGAUACCGAAAGUCGAUUUUUAUUCCUAGAAUUUCUAUGUAAAGAAUGAUAUAUAUAUAUUAUAAAUACAUUAUGACUAUUGUUCAUUUUCUUAUGUUGAUUGAUUGAGGCAAGUCUUGACUUACAACUGUACAUGUUAAUUGCAGCGAGAUGGUUAUUAAUUGGAGAUGAUUUAUCCAUUAGUCCAAGAACAUCAGUUAUUCACUGAUAAUAAAUCACUCCACAGUCUGUUCAGCUCUGUGUCCAACUAUACACGAUUGAAAUUUUUGUAUGAAAAAAAAUGAUAAUGAGAUGAACGUGUAACAUUUAGAUUUAUUUACUGUCGAUACGGAUAAUUAGGAGUUAUGAACGUACGUGUAUCAUACUAAUUACUUCGUGUGGAAGAGGUAACGGGGUUUGUUUGAGAGAUGUUACGUUAGGCGAGUGAAAGCAAGUAACAUACGAUAGCACACGAUAUAUAAGGAUUUAGAUAUUAAUAAAUAUGUCUCGAGGGACGUUUCAAUUUUUUAA
Molecule: messenger RNA, 5222 nt
Organism: Diachasmimorpha longicaudata
Lineage: Eukaryota; Metazoa; Arthropoda; Insecta; Hymenoptera; Braconidae
Product: zinc finger protein ZFP2-like
Exons: 10
Coding region: 646-2634 (662 amino acids)
Biological process (GO): regulation of transcription by RNA polymerase II
Cellular component (GO): nucleus
Molecular function (GO): RNA polymerase II cis-regulatory region sequence-specific DNA binding; DNA-binding transcription factor activity, RNA polymerase II-specific
Source: RefSeq, a predicted model, not a curated record